GGAAGUGCUUCUCCCGCCACUUCCGGCCACCUCAGCCCCACCGGAAGCCGCAGAAGAUGUCGGGCACGACGGGAGCAGCGGCCGCGGGUUCGGUGGGUUCUGUCGUGCGGCGCUUUCUGGCCGAGUACGGCAGCGGCACCCCAAGCCGCCUGAAGGUGCUGGACGCCUACCUGCUGUACGUGAUGCUCACUGGGGCGCUUCAGUUUGGAUACUGCCUCGGCGUCGGCACCUUCCCCUUCAACUCCUUCCUCAGCGGCUUCAUCUCCGCCGUCGGCAGCUUCAUCCUCGGCGUUUGCCUCCGGAUCCAGAUUAACCCCCAGAACAAAACUGAGUUCCAGGGCAUUUCACCAGAGCGAGCGUUUGCUGAUUUCCUCUUUGCCAACACCAUCCUGCAUCUUGUUGUCAUCAAUUUUGUUGGCUGAGCUGAAGAAGAGAUGAUGAGAUCUUUAGUUGCUCCUAAGCCUGGUGCUGGGAAGUGCUGUUCUCCAUCAGACUCUUACCUACUUCCUUGGAGGAGGAAGGGAAACAGGGUUCAAGAUUUUUCCACACAGACUGUGCUAUGAAGGGGUCUGCUGCCUCAUUACAGUCAUUGUAAUCUUUUUGUCAAUAAAGCCCUUUAAAAUAUUGCAGUA
This is a messenger RNA of Calypte anna (Anna's hummingbird), 632 nucleotides long. RefSeq names its product defender against cell death 1 (gene DAD1). Gene Ontology annotation, cellular component: oligosaccharyltransferase complex; membrane. The transcript is spliced from 3 exons. Gene Ontology annotation, biological process: protein N-linked glycosylation. Lineage: Eukaryota; Metazoa; Chordata; Aves; Apodiformes; Trochilidae. The record is from RefSeq and is a predicted model, not a curated record. Bases 57 to 422 code for a protein of 121 amino acids.